AUGUCGUCGUCUCCCUCCACAAUCGAGGCUCUCGUCCGCUGGGCCAGCCUCAAGAAGUACCGUAUCGAAGUCACCUAUGGCGUGUAUGUCUAUACGCCUGUAGAGAAGGCCGUCUUCUGGACUAUCUUCUGCUUCUUGUUUACCACCAUCUCCUUCGCCGCCAUCCUCUACACUGAACGGAACGUUCUCCUGUUACUUAGAUAUGCCUCCAUAUAUAUUAGCGGCGAAGGCGGCGUUAUCAACGUUCUGUCACACUUAUUCCCCAAAAGCAACGCCCCAUUCACGAUGGCGAGUUCCGGCAUGGCGUCUGUAGCCGAGACGAUGAGCACUGCGGCCAAGUCACAGAUCCCAUAG
Messenger RNA from Daldinia childiae, 354 nucleotides. RefSeq lists its product as uncharacterized. NCBI's taxonomy places the organism in Eukaryota, Fungi, Ascomycota, Sordariomycetes, Xylariales, Hypoxylaceae. The record is from RefSeq and is a predicted model, not a curated record. The coding region runs from base 1 to 354 and encodes 117 amino acids. The transcript has a single exon.